Babesia microti strain RI is the source of this 627-nucleotide messenger RNA. RefSeq names its product large subunit ribosomal protein L6e. Gene Ontology annotation, cellular component: cytosolic large ribosomal subunit; ribosome. Bases 1 to 627 code for a protein of 208 amino acids. Gene Ontology annotation, molecular function: RNA binding; structural constituent of ribosome. The record is from RefSeq and is a predicted model, not a curated record. Lineage: Eukaryota; Apicomplexa; Aconoidasida; Piroplasmida; Babesiidae. Gene Ontology annotation, biological process: cytoplasmic translation; ribosomal large subunit assembly. The transcript has a single exon.
AUGAGUGUGGGUGGACUUAAGGUGAAGUUAAAUCGUAAAAAGACAAUUAUCACUAGGGCAGGGCAUUCAAAAUUGGUGGGUAGGAAGUAUGCAAGUGCACCAAAGUUCCGUUCUAGUCUGCAAGUUGGCACAAUUCUGAUUUUGUUGUCUGGCAAGUUCAAAGGCAAGCGUUGCGUGUUGUUGAAGCGAUUAACCACUUCAGGAUUGUUGUUAGUUACAGGCCCAUUCCUAGUUAAUGGGAUUCCCCUUCGGCGUGUAAACCCUAGAUAUGUUAUCGCGACCAGUACGAACGUAUUCAAUCUCGAAGGGAUUGAGGGAGAAAAGGCCAAACAGUCACUGGAAGCGGUGAUAUCCAAAUUCGAAGAUAAAGACUUUCAAAAAACCCCUGCAAUGAAGAUGGCUGAGAGGAAUUCCAGGAGGAAUAAGAAAGAUUCCGAUGAUAUGUUCAUAGACGAAACUAAUGUCAGUGACAACAAAGUUAUUACUUCGGAGGAGCAGAGAAAGAGACAGGAUUUGGUGGACAAUGCUAUAACCCCUUUUUUGUCAAAAGUGCCACUUUUGGUGCAGUAUUUGAAGACAAGAUUUAGUUUGAAGAGUGGGAUGUAUCCUCACUUGUUAAAAUUUUAA